Closterium sp. NIES-65 is the source of this 1533-nucleotide messenger RNA. The record is from the annotation of a GenBank genome assembly. Lineage: Eukaryota; Viridiplantae; Streptophyta; Zygnematophyceae; Desmidiales; Closteriaceae.
AUGGAGACCUCGCAGCCGUCCCUGGUUGCUCCUCCAUCUCUUCCGCAAAACCCUUCCCUAUCGCCGUAUCUCGCUGCCUUAGCCCUCUCGUCCCCCGUCUUGUCCGUUAACGACGAAGACACUAAUGGCGAGGAUAGAUCCACGCUCCUGUCCCCUGCGGUUGCUUCUCCCGCUGCGCCGAACUUCCGCUGCCGCUUCCGCACGCCGCUGUUCGGCUGCGUGGCGCUAGACGCGGUGCAGCGGGAGGUGCGCGGACGGCGCGAGCUUGCGGAGCGGGGAGCGCUCCAGGCGCAGGGGGAGGGGGGGCGGAAGCAGCAGGAGGGGAAGCAAACGGCAGCGCAAGAAAAGCGGAGACUGGCGCAGGAAAAGGGAAAGGGGACGGGGAUAAACCAGCAGCGGCUGGGGGCGGAAUCAGCAGCGGAAGGGGAGGAGGCACCGCGCAUCAGCCACGAUUUCGCCAUGUUUGUCGGAGGCCCAAUCUGGGCCGUUGAUUGGUGCCCUCUCCCUCGUUACAGUCACACCCAAUACCUCGCCGUCGCCUCUCAUCCCCAUCUGCGCCCAUUCUCCCCCAUUGGCGUCCCCCUGUGCGGACCUGCGCUGGUGCAGGUGUGGGCGGUUAGACUGGCGGAGGGGGACGGGGAAGCGGAGGGGGAGGGCGGGGGGAAAGGGGAGGGGGAAGGGGAGGGGGAAGGAGAGGGCGGAGAGGAGGGGAGUUUGCCCUGGUGGAUGCUGCCGAGCGGAAGGGGCAGGGGGAGAGGCGGGCGUAGGGGGAGAGGGGCGGGGAGAGGUACGGGGAGAGGAGUAGAAAGCGGGAGAGGGAGAGGGAGGGGGCGAGGGAGGGGGAGGGGUAAGGGGAGGGGGAGGGGAAAGGGCGGGGAUGCCACGAGCGGAGAAGCAGGAGGUGUUGGGGAGAGGCAGGAAAGUGCCGGGGGGAGCAGUGUGGGAGUGAAAAGGAAAGCUGGGGAUGUGGGGCUCGGUUCGCGAGGGUGGGAAGGGGUGGAGUGGGAUGGGAGAGAGAGGAAAGUGGAAAUGAGAUGGGAGAGAGGGGAGGGUGGGGAUACAUGGAUAGGGUCAGGAGGCAGAGGAGGAAGAGGAGGAGAAGGAGAAAGAGGGGAAGGAGGAGGUGGGGGAGGAGGGAGAGAAGAAGGGGCAGAGGGGAGGAGCAAGAGAGCAGGAGAGCCUCAGGCGCAGAUGGUGCUGGGGAUUGCACACCAAGGCGGACUCACUCGCUGUGCCAGGUGGCGGCCACUGGUUGGUGGGCGAGACAGCAGGGCAGGUCAAGGAGGAGAGGAGAGUCUUGGGUUGCUGGCGGCUGCCUUGGGAGAUGGCACAGUUGCAGUGCUCCCCUGCGAGCUCGCGUGGAAGGUGGAUUCAGCCUCUCAUGCCGCCUCUCAUGCCGCCUCUCCUGCCUCCUCUCCUGCCGCCUCUCCUGCUUCCUCUCCUGCCACAUCAUGCUCCCCACAUCGCGCCACCGACCUCCUUGCUGCCGGCUUCCAGGAUGGUUCCGUCCGUAAUGACCCUCCCCACCUGUAA